ACUCGACCCGGAGAUGAGGCUGCUGCGACUAUUGCACUUGAGUGGGCGCCAGGCGAUCCUCGGGUCCGCAGAGGCUGCGCUCUGGGGUUUGAAGUCAAUAAAAGGAAGCUGCAACAAUUUUUGCACUGCUAUUUGUAAAGAUGUCACUUAUAUGGAACUUAAAAACCUCUUGAAGUCCAAAAAAAUUAUGUUAAUUGAUGUUAGAGAACCAUGGGAAAUUCUUGAGUAUGGAAAAAUCCCCGGGUCUGUCAAUAUACCAUUGGAUAACGUAGAUGAAGCUCUACAGAUGAACCCAAAAGACUUCAAAGAGAAGUACAAUGAAGUAAAGCCAUCCAAAUCUGACAGUCUAGUGUUUUCUUGUUUAGCCGGAGUGAGAAGCAAGAAGGCUAUGGACACAGCAAUAUCUCUGGGCUUUAACAGUGCUCAACACUAUGCUGGAGGAUGGAAGGAAUGGGCAACCUAUGAAUUUUCGGAGAAGAAACAAGGAAAUUGAAUUUUGGAAUACAAGCUGGCCCUUUCCUUGUGUACGUGCAGCCUAGGAUAGUGGAAUAAGCAAAAGAAUCAAAAUGUAGCCCUGGAACCACUGGUUAAUGGGAAGGGGAUUUUGUGUAAGUCAAUUAUUUGUUGAAUCUUUUUCUCACCUAUAAAUUGGGAAUACCACUUCUCCCUGCCUACUUCCAAAGGCUAAUGAGGCUUGCUGUAAUGUAUGUGACUUGCCAUGGAAACAUAAGGGUUGGGAUUCUAAAAAUUAAUUUUUAAAUAGUUUAGUAUAGUUCAAUAGUAUUCCAAAAGACCUGGUUACUUGUAUUACCUAAUCAUAAUGUGUGACCACUUCUGUUAAUAUAGUGUCUAUACUCUUCAAAGAGGCUAUGAACUAGACCAGUCGAUUAAGAAGACUUCACCUUAAAACACCAAGAAUCUGGGGUGCAGAAAAGUAGGUGAAAUAUCAACAAUGAAAAUACAACAUUAGCAAUAUCCAAAGACUUAUGGCACUGUGACCAGCAUGGUAGUGAUAUAAUUUGCAGUUUAAAAAAGUAAUAUUAUCCAUGGGGAUAGUAAUCAGAACAGUGGUUGCUUCUGUUGAAGGAAGGAAAUUAACAGGAAAAUCAAGGAGGAAAAUUUCUAGGGUGAUGGAAGUGCUCUAUAUCUUGAUUGAGGUGUUGGUACAUAGGUAUAUACAUUUACCAAAACUCAUUGAACACUUUAAAACUAUACAUUACCUGUAAUUACAUCUCAAUUAAAAAUAAUGAAAAUUAAAAAAAGUUUA
Molecule: messenger RNA, 1267 nt
Organism: Balaenoptera ricei (Rice's whale)
Lineage: Eukaryota; Metazoa; Chordata; Mammalia; Artiodactyla; Balaenopteridae
Product: thiosulfate sulfurtransferase/rhodanese-like domain-containing protein 3
Exons: 1
Coding region: 14-493 (159 amino acids)
Cellular component (GO): mitochondrion
Molecular function (GO): thiosulfate-cyanide sulfurtransferase activity
Source: RefSeq, a predicted model, not a curated record